AAAGCCCUUUCUUUCCAUUCAUCUUUCCUCAUUUCUCUUCUGAUCCUUCCUCUAUAUCUCUUUCCUAAUAAAUUUCAGAGCCAAUAAAAAGCUUUAGCAACAAAGCUGAGGCUAAGACAGAGCCAGUUAGUUAACUGCUUUUCUUUCCCCUGCCCCCUGCUUUCAUUUCCAAGAUAUGAAAGUGUCCUUGACUUCUAAUGAAAACGUGAACUCCAAGGCAACUAAUUGUGGGGGUACUAAUAGUAAUCUUAGUAUCCAGCCCUCCGCCACCUCCCCUGCUUUUCCGGCCACCAACGCCAUCAGCUACGAACCCAAAUCCGUCCUCGAGCGCCGCCGCAGUCCCAGCCCCAUCCUGCCGGAAAACAUCCGCCCACCUCUGGAUAGCGACGACCCUCUCCAGCUGGCUGACCAUGUGUUGACUAACUUUGAAGACUGGGAUUCUUUCAUGAAGGACUUAGGCCUUAAGGGCGGAGAAGAUGUAAUAGCAACAGCCAAACAAGCCCCUAAUAAUAGCAACAACUAUACUUCUGAGUCGACUCAGUUUCUUGAGUUCCCACUCGCUCAACACUCUCUUGAAUCGGCCGAUCAGAGUCACCAACAUCAAUUCAGCUUCUCCGAUGACACGAUCGCAGCCAUGGCGGCGGCGCAGUACCCUCAACCGCCGGCUGUGAUGACUCAGCAGCAACAGGGAGGUGGGAACGGUAUUAAUGACGAUUUUCAGCAGCAAAAUAACUGGAACUUAACGGCGUCUGAUUACGUGUACGAGCUGAUCCGGUUCGCCGAGUGUUUCGAAACGAACGCCACCCAGCUGGCUCAAGUGAUAUUGGCGCGGCUCAAUCAUAAGCUGAGAUCUCCUUCGGGAAAGCCACUCGAAAGAGCUGCCUUCUACUUCAAGGAAUCUCUCCAGUCUCUACUCACCUGGUCAACUCGGAUGGCCAGACCCGCCUCCUCCUCGUCGGCGAUAAUCCAAACCAUCAAAGCCUACAAUAUCUUCUCUAGCAUCUCUCCAAUCCCCAUGUUCUCCAGCUUCACGGCUAACCAAGCCAUCCUAGAAGCCGUGGUCGGCUCCCCGCUCGUCCACGUCAUCGACUUUGAUAUCGGGCUUGGAGGACACUGGGCUUCCUUCAUAAAAGAGCUAGCCGAGUCCUCCUCCUGCGCCAAGCCGCUGGCUCUCCGUAUAACGGCUCUGGUUCCCGAUGAAUACGCGGUCGAGUCGAGGCUCAUCAGAGAGAACUUGACUCAGUUCGCUCGCGAUCUCAACAUGGCGGCUUUCGAUUUCGAUUUUGUGUUGAUAAGCACGUUUGAGCUCCUGUCUUUCAAAGCAAUCAAGUUUAUGGAUGGAGAAAAGACUGCGGUCAUUUUGUCUCCGUCCAUAUUCAGGAAGAUCGGAACGGGAUUCGUCACCGAUCUCCGUCAUAUUUCGCCACGUGUGGUGGUGCACGUGGACACCGAAGGGCUCACGGGAUUCGGCCAGUCUCCUUUUCGACAAAAGGUGAUGGAAGGUCUGGAUUUUUACUCGACGCUAAUGGACUCCCUCGAAGCAGCGGCAAAUGUUCGCGGCGGCGGCGGAGACUGGUUGAAGAAGAUCGAGACUUACGUGCUGUAUCCGAGAAUAAUGGAAAUGGUAGGGGCGGCAGGCCGCCGAGGGACUCCGUGGCGAGAAGCUUUUCUAGCGGCGGGUUUCAGGCCGGUUGUUUUCAGUCAGUUUGCGGACUUCCAAGCUAACUGCUUACUGGGAAGGGUAGAGGCGAGAGGGUUCCUGGUGGCGAAGAGAGAGGCCGAAAUGCUGCUUUGCUGGCAUGACAGGGCUUUUGUCGCCACAUCAGCGUGGAGGUGAAUAAACCGACUUCUUAGAGCAUCUCCAAUGUCAUAUCGUGCACGGUGCACAUGUGGCAUGAAAAUAACCAUGUAGAAAAGAUAACCACAUAAAUAUUAGAAAAUAUAUUAUCUCUCUCCUUAUUUGAAUGAUUUUAUACAAUUUUGGUAAGUUUUCCCCUGCAAUGUCAACUGCAAUGUCAACAUGUAGACGGUCUUCUUGACAUUGUGGAGAAAAACUUACCAAAACUGCAUAAAACCAUUCAAAUAAGGAGAUAAAGAAUUUAUUUACUAAUAUUUAUGUGGCUAUCUCUCAUGCCACAUGUGCACCGUGCACAUUGUAGCAUUGGAGAUGCUCUUAUCGUCGUGUAUAGUUUAUGGAAGGAGGGGUCGCCGCCUACAACAAUAAUGAUCCGAAUUGAUUUGCUAUAAUUUUUUGAAAACAAUCUCGGCCAUUCAUGUAGUUAUUCUAAACUUCCACCGUCCUCAAUUGGAUUUUUUUUAUCUAGUAACUGCAAAAUUUUGACACUUUCUUUUUAAAAUAAUAAGUACUACGUAUACGAUUAAUGUUAAUUUUUUUACAUUAAUUAUGUAAUUUCUAGUUUAUGAUUUUAUGUGACAAUCAAAAUGAGAAAGGGAGAACAUAUUAUAGACUAUAGCCUUAGAUAUACUAUGGAAUAUAGUAUAUGAUCAUUAUCUAUUUGGCUUUUAAUUAUGUAAGCGCUUUCUAUUUCGUGUGAUCUCAAAUUAUAGUUUGUUUCACUUUCUAUAUCUGUAACACCCUUCUCAUCCGGUCUGACUGGUUCGAGACAAAUGUCACUUAUCAUUUAUCCUUUAAUAAAACUUUCUUAUAAAAUCACGAUUUUGU
Molecule: messenger RNA, 2683 nt
Organism: Cuscuta europaea
Lineage: Eukaryota; Viridiplantae; Streptophyta; Magnoliopsida; Solanales; Convolvulaceae
Source: the annotation of a GenBank genome assembly